Priapulus caudatus is the source of this 1089-nucleotide messenger RNA. Its product is annotated as G-protein coupled receptor moody-like. The coding region runs from base 1 to 1089 and encodes 362 amino acids. Gene Ontology annotation, cellular component: membrane. Gene Ontology annotation, molecular function: G protein-coupled receptor activity. NCBI's taxonomy places the organism in Eukaryota, Metazoa, Priapulida, Priapulimorpha, Priapulimorphida, Priapulidae. Gene Ontology annotation, biological process: G protein-coupled receptor signaling pathway. The transcript is spliced from 2 exons. The record is from RefSeq and is a predicted model, not a curated record.
AUGAACGCCACCUUGCGGGAGCCCGUCAUCGUCUUCGCGUGCGCCUGGUCGGUCACCGUCGCCGUCGCCGGCGUCCUUGGCAACGGCGUAGCCAUCUUGGCUCUGGCGCGCUCCUCGACUCUUCUCAAGAACUCUACCACAGUGUUCGUGCUGGCUCUGUGCGUGUGCGGACUCCUCAUCUGUGCUGCCAACAUCCCCCUACAGGUGGCGCUGUUCUUCGGUCGCGCGCUAGUCUACCCAGAGUCGCUGUGCGUCGCCGUAGCGUACACGUACUACGUGAACACGGGUGCUGCGCUCAUGUGUCUUAUGGCGGUGGCCGCCAACAGAUACGUGCUGAUCCUCGCGCCGACGUUGUUCGGCGCAUGGGGGCGCUUCGGAUUCUCGCCGUCGCUGCUGCUGUGCACGAUCGUGCCGACGUCGCCAGGUGGCCCCUCUGCGCUGACCGUACUUCCGUUCGUCGGCUUCGGACUUCCGUUCGUCGCUAUCGUCGUCUGCUACGGUCGCAUCUUCUGCGCUGUUCGCAGCAGCCGACGCGCCGUACACGAGCAGGUGAUGGCGUCGGCGUCCGCCGAGCGGCGCGCGCGUCGCCGAGCCUGUGACGAGCGCCGCCUGACGGCGAUGAUUCUCGUCAUCGCGUGCGUGCACACGACUCUCUACUUGCCGUACGCUGUCGUCAACGCGUUUGUCGACGUCGCCGACAACGCCGACAUGCAUCUGAUAGUCGAGGUGGCCGUCUGGGUGACGCACUGCGUCAACCCGCUCCUCUACGCACUCGUUAACGAACGCUACCGACACGCCUACCGCGCCCUGUUGCCCUGCUGCCGCAGUCCCGACGUCGCUGCUGCUGCUGCCCGAGAGGGGGCGCCACAGACGCUUCCCGACAGCACGGUUAAUGCGUCACAGCGAGGGAAAGCGGUCGACACCAGGGCGGCGCUGCGGGAGGGUGGCGGAGAGAGGAAGCCGGAGGAGGGGGACGGAGAAGGUGGUGGCGGGGAGACGGGAGCACCGGGAGAAGGCGGGGCGCAGCGGAAAGCGAGCGGAAAGAAUGUGGUGUUUGCUCUCAGUCCAGUGACAAGCUGGGUGAAGUGA